Molecule: messenger RNA, 1692 nt
Organism: Verruconis gallopava
Lineage: Eukaryota; Fungi; Ascomycota; Dothideomycetes; Venturiales; Sympoventuriaceae
Exons: 1
Coding region: 169-1605 (478 amino acids)
Molecular function (GO): aldehyde dehydrogenase (NAD+) activity
Source: RefSeq, a predicted model, not a curated record
GAACACAUGAGACGAGGGCCAGAAUUUCAAAUAGAUAGCAAGUCUGCUGUUCCGUAGCUGUGCCCUGAAGACAUAUAUUAGUCUCUCUUCAUCGUACAUUUUCCCGUUUUCUCACCCUAUCUUCACGCCAGCAACAUCCUCCUGACGUCAUAGCAACCGCCCCGCACCAUGGCGCCCUCCAAGAGUAUCGACAUCUCCUUUGACACGUUCUACAAUAUCGUCGACGGCAAGCAGCGAUCCGGCAAGAACGUACACAAUGGCAUCAACCCGGCUACAAGUGAAAAGCUCUGGGAUGUGCCCAUUGCAACACAACAAGACGUCGACGAUGCAGUUGAGGCAGCUAGCAAGGCCUUCAAAUCCUGGUCACAAACGCCAAUUGAGAAACGCAAAGAACUGAUCUUGAAGUUCAAGGAUCUGUACGAGGGCUACCAGAAGGAGUUCACUGAUCUUAUGUGCAAGGAGACCGGAAAGCCCCGUGCCUUUGCUGGCUCGGAGGUCAGUACCGUCAUGGACUUUCUGAAAUUCCAUGCCGAGCUCGAGCUUCCGGUGCACAAGUUUGAGAACGAGACCGAGGUGGUGGAGACGACGUGGGAGCCACUGGGUGUUGUGGGUGCUAUCUGCCCGUGGAACUUCCCACUCAUCCUGUCGACUGGCAAGAUCGCUCCAGCCUUGCUCUCAGGCUGCACGAUCAUCGUUAAGCCGUCGCCAUUUACUCCAUACACAGCCCUCAAGCUUGUUGAACUCGCCCAGCAGAUCUUCCCACCAGGCGUCGUACAGGUUCUCGGUGGCGAUGACAAGCUUGGUCCGAUGCUGACGGCUCACCCUGGCAUCGCCAAAAUCAGUUUCACUGGAUCGAUUGCAACCGGAAAGAAAAUUAUGGAGGCCUGCGCGAAAACUCUAAAGCGUGUCACCCUCGAGCUAGGUGGUAAUGACCCAUGCAUCGUCUAUCCUGACGUAGACAUGGACAAAACCGUACCUGAGGUGACAAUGGGUUGCUUCUUCAACUCUGGCCAGGUCUGCGUCGCCACAAAGCGCGUGUACAUCCACGAAUCUAUCUACGAGGAGUUCGUUAAGCGUAUGGUUGCCUUUACCAAGAACAUCAAAGUCGGCAUGUCCGACGAGGAGGGUGUCUUGCUCGGCCCCAUCCAGAACUCCAUGCAGUACGAGAAGGUCAAACAAUUCUUUGCUGACAGCAAGGAGAAGGGCUAUAAAUUUGCUGCAGGCGAGCCAGAUGUUGCCCCAAGCAAGGGCUUCUUCAUCCAACCAACCAUCAUUGACAACCCACCAAACGACAGUCGCAUCAUCCAGGAGGAACCUUUUGGUCCAAUAGUUCCAACGCAGCCAUGGUCUGACGAGGAGGAGGUGAUUGCUCGUGCAAACAACACCAAUGCCGGCCUUGGUGCCUCUAUCUUCUCCAAGAACAUUGAGCAAGCGAAGAAGACUGCCAAACGCAUCGAAGCAGGCAAUGUGUUCAUCAAUAGCUUCACGAAGCCAAUUCCACAAGCUUUCUUCUCUGGUCACAAGGAAAGUGGUGUUGGUGGCGAGUGGGGACCAUACGGUGUCCUCGCAUACUGCAAUGCUAAGGCUAUCCACGUAUACAAAUAAAUAGCAGGACUGAUGUGUAGAAUAUCAACAGUUCCGAAAAUUGAAAAUGAUACCUAAAUAGCAAAACCGUAAUUGGCUUUUCUUUUG